CAGCUCCUGUGCUGUGAAGUUGUUGAGAAGACUGACACAGUGGUCUAUCGUUGAAAGGUAAACAACAGCGCACCUUCCUGUAACUGGUAGAUAGGUAUUCAGGUGUGGUCGUUUUUCUAAGGUAAGCAAUUUUAUAAGUUAUUACUAUCUGGCAGUUCAUGAUUACUGGUCUUUCUUUUUUCACUGCCUUGGGUUUUCUGAUCUAAGGAGGAAGGCAAGAUCAUGAAUACUACUCAAUGCUUCUUUAAUAAAGUCAUGAACAACAAUGCAUGGAUUUUUUAUUUUAUCUUUUUGUUAGCCAAUUGCAUUGACUAGGUUGUCUACAAAACAUGUACCGCAGAAGUAUAAAUCUAAAAAGUGUUACGUUAGUACUUAGUGAUAUGCAUUAAGUUCAGGGUUUGAUCUAGCUACCGCACUACAUCCAAAUAUGCAGUAUGCACUUACAUUUCUUGUUUGUUCAAGCUUUUCAUCAUGCUAAAAUAUUUUCCUAUUGAGUCAAAAGGGAGGCAACAAAAGCUGAGAGAAGUCGGCAGAGUUGCCACCAUAUGUUUCUGUUGUUUCUCGGCACGAUGCAUAAUGGUAAGGGUUUCUGUCCACUGGAAGUUGUCGCCGUCGGGCCCGAGCUCCGCGUGUUUGAUCUCAGGGCUGGUCAUCCAGUUUCAUUGUCAGAUGAUUGUGGUGGCCAUUCUCAUUCAGACGCAAUAAGAGCUAUCUGCUUCAGUGUGAGUGGAGCUUUGUUUGCUUCAGCUGGUGAUGAAAAACUUGUGAAGGUUUGGAAGACUGAUUCGUGGCGUUGCAUCCAGACUAUAACUUCGGAGAAGAGGGUCAGUGUGGUUGUUAUUAGCAACAAUGACCUGCACUGGAAUUAACAAGCUGGAUUACCUUGCAACGAUGGAUUUGGACCCCGACUCUCCUACAUACUCCCAGGUGAUCCACAGGCUCCCAGUCACCCACAUCGGCGAUGAGCUGCAUCACUCUGGCUGGAACUCGUGUAGCUCCUGCCAUGGUGAUCCAUCAGCAAAGCGUCGCUUCCUGAUCCUUCCU
Messenger RNA from Zea mays, 1044 nucleotides. RefSeq names its product WD repeat-containing protein wdr-5.1. Gene Ontology annotation, biological process: RNA (guanine-N7)-methylation; tRNA modification. The transcript is spliced from 4 exons. Bases 546 to 869 code for a protein of 107 amino acids. Gene Ontology annotation, cellular component: nucleus; tRNA methyltransferase complex; cytosol. NCBI's taxonomy places the organism in Eukaryota, Viridiplantae, Streptophyta, Magnoliopsida, Poales, Poaceae. The record is from RefSeq and is a predicted model, not a curated record. Gene Ontology annotation, molecular function: protein binding.